This is a messenger RNA of Helicoverpa zea (corn earworm), 6906 nucleotides long. RefSeq names its product serine/threonine-protein kinase NLK (gene nmo). NCBI's taxonomy places the organism in Eukaryota, Metazoa, Arthropoda, Insecta, Lepidoptera, Noctuidae. Bases 463 to 1737 code for a protein of 424 amino acids. Gene Ontology annotation, cellular component: cytoplasm; nucleus. Gene Ontology annotation, biological process: intracellular signal transduction; protein phosphorylation. The record is from RefSeq and is a predicted model, not a curated record. Gene Ontology annotation, molecular function: ATP binding; MAP kinase activity. The transcript has 10 exons.
GGAAUUCAGGUUGGUUCCCAAGCACAGCUGUUCACUGCGCGUCGUCGCCAUUGUUAUUCGCUGUCUCUUUUUGAUCGCGUCCUCGCCGCCGCUCCCCUCUGCCCCUCCUUUCAACCAGUUUCGCUCGAUUUUUGUGACGCGUGGACGUCUGUACGCGACGCGGAUAAAUAUUUUACGGUCUCAUCCUUUGUCCAGGAAGAAGCGAACUCCACAUCAAGUCACAACCGCACUGAAACUCCUCGCUCAAACGUGAAAUAACUGGUGUAAUCUACAGGUGUCUCGACGUUCCGUGUGUUGUUUAGUGAUCCCGCAUAGUCAAUCGAGCAUGAAUAAUAAAGAAGUAACCGGUGAUAUUGUCGUGUGUCCACUGGGAGGCGAGGUCUGGUGAUCGGGCGCAGUGUCGAGGUCGUGGGGUUCGCCGUGUGAUGAGUCUGCGGUGACGGCUCGCCGCUGAGCGGUUGGAUGGCGGCUGUAAGCGGCCCCGCGCGGCACUCUCGCGUCUCCAUGAGUGUGUCCAUGUCGCUGAUGCAGGGCGGUACGCAGAGCGCGCCGCAGGGCGCCAUCCUGGCGGCAGCGGCGCCCUACUACCAGACGCCGGCCAUCCCGACAGACGUGCAACCCGACCGCCCAAUUGGCUAUGGCGCCUUCGGUGUUGUAUGGGCGGUAACAGACCCUCGCGAUGGCCGGCGCGUGGCACUCAAGAAACUGCCCAAUGUGUUCCAGUCGCUAGUCUCCUCCAAACGCGUCUUCCGAGAGCUCAAGAUGCUCUGCUUCUUCAAACACGAAAACGUCUUAUCAGCGUUAGACAUCCUACAGCCGCCUAGCCUCGACUUCUUCCAGGAAAUUUACGUGAUCACAGAGCUGCUUCAGAGCGACCUGCACAAAAUCAUCGUGUCUCCACAACACUUGUCCGCCGACCACAUCAAAGUCUUCCUCUACCAGAUAUUAAGAGGUCUGAAAUACUUGCACUCAGCACGCAUUCUUCACCGGGACAUCAAACCAGGGAACUUACUCGUAAAUAGCAACUGCGUUCUCAAGAUCUGCGACUUCGGGCUGGCCAGGGUCGAGGAGCCGGACGCCAGCAAGAACAUGACGCAGGAGGUCGUUACGCAGUAUUAUAGAGCACCAGAGAUCCUGAUGGGCGCGAAUCACUACACGGCAGCGGUCGACGUCUGGUCGGUGGGCUGCAUAUUCGGCGAACUGCUGGGCAGGAGGAUCCUCUUUCAGGCGCAGAGUCCGGUACAACAGCUGGAGUUGAUAACAGAACUGCUGGGCACGCCGUCACUGGAAGACAUGCGGCACGCGUGUGCGGGGGCUCGAGCACACAUGCUGCGCCGAGCACCGCGCCCGCCAGCACUCGCCGCGCUCUAUACGCUGUCCGUGCAAGCCACGCAUGAGGCCGUGCAUCUACUCGCACAGAUGCUAGUGUUCGACCCUGCAAAGCGCAUCUCUGUAGUGGACGCGCUGGCACACCCAUACCUGGAGGAGGGGCGGCUGCGCUACCACUCGUGCAUGUGCAAGUGCUGCUACUCCGCCCCCGCGGCGGCGCGGCACUACUCGCCCGACCUGGAGCCCGCCGCGCCGCACGCCUUCCACGACGCCUGGGAGAGGAAGCUCACCUCCGUGCAUCAAGUUAAAGAGGAGAUACACAAGUUCAUAGCGGAACAACUGCAGACGUCCCGCGUGCCGCUGUGCAUCAACCCCCAGUCGGCGGCGUUCAAGAGCUUCGCAAGGUAAGGGGCCGCCACAUCAACCGCAACCAACCGCAACCAACCGACACUAGCUCCACAGUGGCGCAUCCCUCCGAGCUGCCGCCCUCGCCGCACCACUGGGAAUGACGCCCCGCCCUGCACAGGACACAACGCCCUAUCCCUGUGGAGUAAGGCACAUUGUCCCGCGGCAUCGGACCACUACAGCAGCUAUACAGUUACUGCAUAUUCGACGCUAUUCCCUGUGGAGUAAGGCACAUUGUCCAAUGACGAUAGCCACUGCAGCUGCGACCGCACGCGAUAUCCGACGCACUUCCCGUGGAGUAAGGCAUAUACUGCAUUGACGGAAGGCCAGCAUAUCGCUGCUGUAUGACGGCCGUUCCCAAUAUUCUAUCUAUCUACGGUUUUGCUAACUAGAGAUAGAAGUUUCAUUUUACUUGUGUCGGGUUGAUGUCAAGAAUACUAUCUAGAGAUCUGUAGAAGACCUAUCUCGAGUAUGCAUACCACCGAUAGAUAGAGUAUUGGGAACGGCUGUAGAUCGUUGACGGUUGUCGAAGGUCGAUUUUGGAUCGGUGUGCUUUGAACUCGUAUGUUUCUUGUCACCUCUAUGUGCAUAUAUUUAAGGUUGAAUGUUGUAACUGUAUGAAAUUUUAUUGUAAAGAACAAAAUUUUGAGUGAUUUUUGGUUUCUGAUAUACUCAUCGCCCUAAUCUGCUUUAAAUAUAAUUGUAAUAAUUGUAAUUAGUAGAUGUUAUUCAGUAGUUAUAUUUAAAUAUAAAUAAAAGGUGAUGAUUAUUACUUAAAAUUAUACGUGAAUAUCUCAAAAACCAAAAAUUGAACAUUAUAAACACAUCAUCUGCCAUUUAUCCCUAUUUAUAUUAAAAUGUUAUUUUGUAUCCAUAAGGAUAAAUGUGCAGCUUAUUAUAAACCAUAUUUACAUUUUGUCUGUAUUAAUUUAGAUUCAAAUGAUUUAUACAGAAAAAAUAAUAUAAGAGUUCAUCUAAACACAGUUUAGUUAUGUAAACUGGAAUUUCUAUUAUAAACAUUGAAAAAAAAAAACCUCGUUGAUAUUCAGUCAAAAUCGACCUUUAUCACCGAGAGUAUAGAGUUGUAAGUCCAGUUGAAGUCUACACGUCACAUAAGUCGGGUCUCUUGUAAAACCGCCUUGUUUUGCUUUUAUUUGACUUUACUAUGAAUGUAAUAAAUUUGGAUUGUAUAAAUACCGCAUCAUACCUCAUCGCUGUAACUAGAAGGCAUUAAUAUUACGCGCAUUGUUGUAUUAUGUAUACGUUGUGGAGAAGUCUUACAAUUUAUGGGUAGAUAGGCUUAUAACAAGUCUUAUUAAAUUAAAUUUUAAAUAAAUAUAAGCAAAAUUGGCUAAUAAAAAAGCUACAGAAAUGCUUUCAUAAUAAAAAAAAGAAAGUAAAAUAUACAAUUUGCAAUCAAGUCCAGCUACCCUAUUCCAAAAUGCAUUUGAAGUGUCUCCACAAAGCGCAUUUGUCGUAAGCAAAGCAAAACAGCGGAUUCGCGACUACACUACCAAAAAUUAUUCAUUUCUGAUAUUUACUUGUAACGUAGCGUGUAGCUAAUGUGUGUAGAAUAAUAUAGAUGGCUGGUUUAUUGUGAAUAUUAUCGAUAAGGAAAAGCAAACGAUUGGAAAGGAUACUAAUGUUGAUGGCCACAAAAUUUUAUACAACGAAUUGUGACGCCUUUGCGGCUGAGAAACUGCCGCAAAGUAAUAACGGCGUAUGCAGUCUUGAUUGAGAAUGAAGAUACGUCGUUGUUACUUUUGACGGUGGAGUAGGUAGGGGAUCUUAUCGAGAUUGAAUUGAAAGAUAUUUGUCGGAAAGGAAUGGUAUAAGAUGGGAGGCGGCCAGGUCAUCGACCCGCCGCCUCGGCUCGGUAUAUACAGCAAAGAGAAGCUUCACGUAGAAUUAGGUUAUGUUUCAUUUAUCUCCGCGAUUCCAUGUAAUUGUAAGUGUGACGUAGUGUCAAUGUGUGCCUGAUUGUGUUUCGUACGGACGUUGCAAGCAAUAAUUGUUGCAAUAUUAUAUACUGCGUAUUGACAUUUUAAUUUUAUGACUACGGAUUUAUUGAUUUAUAUGUGUUCUCUUUUAAUCUCCUUUGUGGGAUGGCUACAGACGACAGUUUUACACUUAAUGCAGAGUUCAGUUGAGUGUCAACAAGAAUCUCGAACGAGCUGUCGUGUGUAGGCGUCCUAGCGUGUAUUAUAAUUACUAAGCUUAAUCCUAAACACCAUUGUAUGUAACAUCGACUGAACAUUUUUACGUAGUUAGGUUAGAAUAGUACUAGAUAUAUUAAACUACUAAUUUACUCGAUGCAAUGAAUAUAAAUAGUAAAUAAAAUAAAUGUAUGAGUAAUAUUCACAUACUAUCAUUGCAGUAGUGAGAUAUUUUAUAGCGAAGUGUUUGUAAAUGUAAUAAAUACAUGUGUAUUUCACGCAUUUAAUAGUUAUAUUAGAGGUUUGAUUAUUGUACUGGGAUGUGUUAGUGUGCGUGAGUCUUACGUCAUUUUGUCUAAUUAUUGGCAAUGAUAAUCUUAUAUGUACAACUACGUGGUGGGCAUGCAAGCAUUCACUGUCUGAAAAUAUGGUCGGUAUAUAUCUCUAAUUCACAGUGUUGCAGUAACACGCGAUGUCCGUUUGCACGUCCAUCUCGUAAACUCCAAAAUUGAUGUUUCAAUAUAAGUUUUAAAGUAGUAUCACUACUGUAUCACGCUGCUAACAUAUAAUCUAGCAUAGGGAGACUUUGUGUGAAUGUCGCCAGACGUCGUAGCCUUAAAACUAGUUCAAAACUAUAUAAAAGAUUAAAACAUAAAAAAACGUUGUAAAUAAAUGCAUAGUAAUAAUGUUAGUCUAGUACGGUACGGGAUGUAAACCGAUGUAGCAAGCCCAUGAAUUGUAGGUCCUUGUUCGAACUGCUGCUUGACCCGUAAGAUUAAAAGCCUUUGUUCUAUAGACGGUAGACAGAUAUUAGUGACAUAUUUACAGUUUUUGCGUUGGUUGUUAGUGAGAAUUGUACAUAGUUAAGGGGUCUGGCAGCGGUUUGAAUGAGACUUUGAUGGUACAAAGGAGGCGAGCUCGAUGUUGUUGGGUUUUAACUGCCGUCUACUCUGAAGGUCUUUCCGAUGUGGGUAGUUGUUACAAAGUAUUUUACUAAAUGACUCAUUAUGAGGAAAUUAUCAGCUGUGUAAACCAACUUUAUGGGAACAUCCAUUUACAAAAACAAGUUUGAUUUAAAACCCUACAUAUUCCACUAAAUUUUGUCACCCAUAACUUCGUGUAACCUCACUUUGAACCAGUAGGUGACGGCUAAAACCAUACAAGCGAGUCCCGACAGACCCACCUUGCCUUAACUCAAUAACUGUCACUGUGAUCCGUUACGCGUAGAUUUUGAAACCCCGCACCCCUCACACUGUGUACUGUACAUAAUAAACGAGUGCUCGUUAAGUAAAUAUCGUCAUUGGUUUAUUAGAAAUUUGCUUAAUUAUAUAAAAAUGCUGUAUACUACGUGUCCUCCGAUGUGAAAAGACGUUUGAUUGUAUGUAAAUAGGGAUAUAAUAAGUAGAAGAAUAUUGUUAGGUUGGGGUGUUCAGUUGUGUGCGGAAGAAAUAAUUGUAAAGAAAUAAACUGACAAUGAGUCUUAUUUUGAUUUUGAUGGCAAAUAAUGUCAAUUUAAAGGAAUAAUUUGGACAAAACUGAUACACUUAACGCAGUUGAAAAAUUGGUUAAAUACUUCAAUUGAGCUCAACUUGAUCAAUCAGGUUGAUCGACUUUUUAAUUCGCAAAAUGAUUGGCAAUUACCACGUGUAAUCAAAAUUAACAUACAAUUAAUUAUACCUACCUCAUAAAUGAAAACAAAACUAGAGGUAAAGAAUUCAAACAAUGACAUGGUGAAUUUCGUUCGCGCGGCUGUCACCCCGGCGGAGGAUAAAGGGCGGCUCAAUAUUGCGGCGCCCUAACGAACACGCUUCUUACUUUAUGUAAUUGUACGUAUUGCGUUUCCAGACUUUCAGAGAUCUCGUAUUAUUUUAAGUUUUAAGUACACGACUGUUCAUUUUACACACAAGUGAUCUUUAGUUGGUAGGACGUCACGUUUGUAUUGUACUAGUUCCCUGCGGCCAGUCAGCCAGGCUUUCUGUUCAUGUUAACUGAUCGCACACUCGAACGUCCCCCCGCGGAUGUUCACUUUCUUUAUGUUUCGUGUAAAUAUUAGCGGUAAUGCGGUAAGACUCUUAGGUUUGUGUUAACAAUUAGAUCGCCUUUGUUCUUAGUUUGUGUUCAGUAAUCCCACAUUAAUUUUGUAUAAUAAUUUCCACAAUUAUAUAAAAAAGUAAAAAAAAAAUACAAAAUAUGAGAAAAUGAAUUUGUAUUCUUCGUUUUAAUGAUUUUAUUAUUAUGACAUUUUGAUUUAAUUACUAUUAUUACCAGUCGUAAUGUAAAUAAAUACUUUGUGCACUGAUAGUCGUGUUUAAGUUAACUUUAGAUAUUAAUAUCAAAUGGCUGUAUCGAUUCUGUUUAUGUAAAGCCCAAGACACAACGUUCACUAUAAGACUUAGUAGAGAUGUUUCCUUUGCGGUAUUGUCCUUUAUCAUUUUGUAAUGUAUAGAAUGGUUUAGUUAACAAUACAUGUCACGACGGAUAUUUAAGUGUUUGUGAUUUAUUUUCACGUGUACACAGCAACCCAGAAACUGUCAAUGUAAAUAUAAAUGAUACGUGUUUCUGUCGUGUACGGAGUUAGUUGCAUUUUACCAUUGUUGCGAACUGCCAAAACUAUUGUAAUAAUUUUGUAGCGUUUUACGUAUUACACCACAUGGGCAACACGAUGUAAUUCAAUGAAACAUUAGAAAUGGAGCGAUGGAAAUUUUGAAAGGCAUAAUUACAAUAUUUUAAUGUUUUUUUUUCUGUGAAUUUUAUAGUCUUAACCCAUAGCGCUGUUUGCUCAAAUUGCUAUACAUACGCGUAUACUCAUCUUAAUACCUAUAAAAAGUCAUAAUUUCUGUCGUUAUUUCUGAGUUUAUCCUAAUUUUAGCUUAGUUUGAUUUGUACUUGAAUUGUAGGUUUUAAGAUUUGAUGUAUCUGCCUGUGUGGUGUAUAUCGUACGCGUAGCUCGCGAGCCGGGUAGCGACCGAGGCCGGCCAAGCGACACUGUGUAACAAUAAACUACUGCAUAAUUAUA